Solea solea (common sole) is the source of this 649-nucleotide messenger RNA. Its product is annotated as phospholipase A and acyltransferase 4-like. The transcript has 4 exons. Lineage: Eukaryota; Metazoa; Chordata; Actinopteri; Pleuronectiformes; Soleidae. Gene Ontology annotation, molecular function: A2-type glycerophospholipase activity; glycerophospholipid phospholipase A1 activity. Gene Ontology annotation, biological process: N-acylphosphatidylethanolamine metabolic process. The record is from RefSeq and is a predicted model, not a curated record. The coding region runs from base 38 to 586 and encodes 182 amino acids. Gene Ontology annotation, cellular component: cytoplasm.
CACACUUUAUACCUGUCCACUUCAGCCGUCAGCUGCUAUGGAUCGUUUGGGAAAGUGGGACAGCUCUUUUUCAAGGCGACAGAUUGAUCAGAGUGUGUUUACAGCAGAGUACGGAGACCUGAUUGAGUUUGUCAACCCAUGGCUGGGAUUGUCUCUCUGGGGUGUUUAUGUCGGAGAAGGUCAUGUUGCCCAUUUUGGUGUGGGAGAUGAGAACAUGACACAGGCAGCCUGCCGCAGUUUCCUGCAACAAAUGAUGCCCAAGUCCAGUCGUGUUUUGAAGAAGACCAGAAUCUGCGUGCAGCGUAUUACGGACAUCAAAUUGCCUUUAGGAACUCGAAUCAGGGUCAACAACAACAAACACAACCUGGUUCCUGCGCCACAGGAGACGAUGAUGUACCGCUGUGAGACCUUUCUGCAGCAGGAGUUCAAGUACAACCUGAUGAGCUUCAACAGUGAGCAUUUUGCCACUUUUAUUCGAUAUGGCCAAGCUGUGUGUAACCAGAUUCCAUUUAAGAAAACAAAUGAAGCACACGUGGAAACCACUCAGACUCUGCAAAUGAUAGUGCAGCAACGGAUGGAGACUUGAGAUAUGUGCACACUAACUUUGUUGAUGGGGAAAAUGAAAUAAAAAGAGAUUCCUCCACUGCUA